Molecule: messenger RNA, 1404 nt
Organism: Saprolegnia parasitica CBS 223.65
Lineage: Eukaryota; Oomycota; Saprolegniomycetes; Saprolegniales; Saprolegniaceae
Exons: 3
Coding region: 1-1404 (467 amino acids)
Molecular function (GO): glycosyltransferase activity
Source: RefSeq, a predicted model, not a curated record
AUGGUGGCGAGCGACGCGUGGACCAAGUGGGCCUUCUUGGCGCUGGCAGUCAUCACGCUUCUGCACUUGCUGCUCGAGGCGAGGGGCGUUUUAUUGACCGCACAGAGCGUCCGCACGAACUACGUCCGGUCGGGGCUCGCACCCUACGUCGCCCUCGCCGCCGCCGACAUUGACGCGCUCCACGCAGCCCACGACGACGAGCUCUUGCACUUGGUCGAUUUGAACGUAUUUUGCCGCAACGAAGACGAUGUGCUCAUUCCGUGGCACGCGCGCAGCACGCGCGACUUGCUUGGGCGCGACAGUCGGCACAGCGCGAUAUUGGCCGAGCUGCGCAAGUGCCCGGAUGUCGACGUGUACCUCAACACGGGGGUCCGCGACCACGGGUAUUGCGAAGACGCCAUGGUGUACACGCUACACUUGCAGUCGCGCGCCAUUCCCAAAUGGGUGCUCGAAGCCACGUUUCUCGACGAGAGCGGGACUGCAAUCACGUACUUUGAGCUCUGCCCGCGCUCGGCGAUCCUCUUCAUGAACCACUAUUGGGAAGACGUCCAUGAGAUGCCGUCGUUUCCGUCGACCAAGAAGAUUGUGCUCAUGCCCAACGUUGAAAUGGGCGAGUUAACGCCGACGCACUACCACCGCGUCGACAUUGUUUUGGCCAAGUCGCGCGACGCGUUCAACCGCAUCUGGGCCUGGUACAACCAAGACGACAACAACAACCCGCGCGGCACCAAGGUGCUCUACACCCAGCACACGACAAGCGACGCGACGGUCUUGAUGCGCAACGCGACCAAGCACGUGGGGCUCAAGGAUUUUGGUCAGCUCAGCGUCGUCCACGCCAACGGCAAGAGCCCGUUCAAGAAUGCAGGGCGUUUGCUCAACUGCUGGAAAGACCACCCCGAGUUCCCGGUGCUGCAUCAGUACUCGAGCGACGACUGGUCCAACGGCACGUACAACGACCUUUGGCGCGGCAGCCCACCGCCGAAUGUUGACUUUCACUUUGGUCAGUAUGUCUCGUCGAUGGCGUUUGCAGAGAUUCUGCACGACGCCACUGUCAUUGUAUGCCCGAGCGCGAUGGAAGGAUUCGGUCACUACAUCAACCAAGCACGAGCGGCCGGCGCCCUCGUUGUGACAACCGAUGCGCCUCCGAUGGACGAGUUUGUGGACGACGACUCGGGUGUCCUUAUCCACGGCAUCACGCCGUGGCCCGACAAGGCCACGAUGGGCCAAAACAUCGUCUUUGAAGUGCCGGUCCGCGCCAUUUGCGAAGCCAUUGAAGACGUUGUGGCUAUGGAUCCCCGCGAGCGCGCGCGUCGAGCGGCCAAUGGCGUUCGGCGGUACUUCAAGCAGCUCCAACAUUUCAAGCAAAGUAUGCAGACGCUUCAAGCCAUAGUACGAUCAAGCUAA